AUGGCGAGCGUGUUUGACAAUCACCUGAGCACCACGGUGAAGCUGAUCGCGCUGCUUCAAUCUUCGCCACCGCAGGACACCGUCCUUGACCUGUGGCUUCGCGAGGGGGCCUACAAGCGUAGCCCGUACGAGACGGUCCACUUGUCCGAUGGCCUCAGGCUGGGUUUGUUGUUCAAACAUGGCGGCGUGUACGUCGACUUCGACGACAUCUUCCUUAGGAGCCUGGAAGGCAUAGACGACGCUGUAGUGGCCUGUUCCGCUGACGAUACGGUCACUAACAACUUCUUCGCCUUUCCUGCGCGCCACUCGUUCAUCCGGGAGUGCCUCGAAGACUUCGUCUGGGGUUACUAUCCAAAGGAUUGGGGUUACAACGGACCCAGGGUUGUGCGCAGAGUCCUGCUCCGGUGGUGCAACGCAACCAGGGUAGAGCAAGUGCUGGACAACAGGCGGCGCUGCCGCGGCGUGACUCUGCUGCCACGCGAACGCCUUCUGCCGCUGAACCACACGACGGCGCAGCUGCUCUUCGACGCUGAAGCCGUUCUGAACGUCAGCGAGUCGUUCGGCCAGAGCUAUUUGGUGCACACGUUCCACAGUCGCACCCGCGACAUCCAGGCCGAGCAAGGCUCGUUCGUGGAACGAGCGGCCGCUGAAAACUGCCCGCGCACCUUCGAGCUAGCGAACAGACUGCACGGUCACUUUUGA
This is a messenger RNA of Dermacentor silvarum, 702 nucleotides long. RefSeq names its product lactosylceramide 4-alpha-galactosyltransferase-like. Gene Ontology annotation, biological process: glycosphingolipid biosynthetic process. Bases 1 to 702 code for a protein of 233 amino acids. Gene Ontology annotation, molecular function: hexosyltransferase activity. Lineage: Eukaryota; Metazoa; Arthropoda; Arachnida; Ixodida; Ixodidae. The transcript has 3 exons. The record is from RefSeq and is a predicted model, not a curated record.